Telopea speciosissima is the source of this 791-nucleotide messenger RNA. RefSeq names its product RING-H2 finger protein ATL67-like. Gene Ontology annotation, molecular function: transferase activity. The record is from RefSeq and is a predicted model, not a curated record. Gene Ontology annotation, biological process: protein ubiquitination. The transcript has a single exon. Bases 106 to 714 code for a protein of 202 amino acids. Lineage: Eukaryota; Viridiplantae; Streptophyta; Magnoliopsida; Proteales; Proteaceae.
AGAAAGUGGAAGAAAAAAAAAAAAAAUCCUUCCCGUUAUUCUCUCUAUCACUCUCUCUCCUCGCAGAAAUGAAAUCUGCUGCAUCUUCCACCACCUUUCCUCAAAAUGUCCAGCAGCGUUUCUACCGCCUCCACCGGCAACGGUGGCGGUGGUGGAAGCUCCGGUUACUUCCAUAGGAACUUCACUAGUUUCGGCCUCGGCUACGCCAUUGCUAUAGCUCUAGGGUUUCUGGUUUUCCUAUCCACCGUCCUCCUCGCCUCUUACGUCUGCUUCCGCGCCCACUCCCGCACCCGUGCCCGCUCCCGGUCUCCUAAUAAUCCAGAGAGCGCCGACACCUCAAACGCUGACGGCGUCAUCCUUCCUCGUAUUAUCUUCGUCGCCGAAGACGACGACGGCAGUAGAGACGAAGAGAGCGUCGUCGGGCUCGAUCAAACGGUAAUCAAUUCGUAUCCAAAGUUUCCGUUCAGCAAAUCUAGGGAUUGUGGGAGUGGAGAUUCCAUGUGUUCGAUUUGUCUUUGUGACUACAAGGAUGGGGAAAUGCUAAGGAUGAUGCCUGAUUGUCGACAUUUCUUUCAUCUCUAUUGCAUCGAUGCUUGGUUGAGACUCAAUGCUUCUUGCCCUGUUUGUCGCAAUUCACCAUUGCCCACUCCGUUAUCGACACCACUCUCGGAGCUCGUGCCGUUAUCACAGUAUCCAUGGGAUCGGAGGAGGUGAUUCUCUGUUCCCAACCUGCGAUGUUUUGAUCUUCUCGCUUUUCUGUGAAUAUUGAGUUGGUAAAGUUCUUAGGUUGU